AUGCCUCCAGGCCGCAAAUUGAAGGGUACGUUCGCAGACAUGGACUUCAAUGAACCAUUCGAGCGUGACCUCAGCCGAACAAACCCGUUCUCCUAUCACGUUAGCUUCCUCAUCUGUUUGCGGAAUGCACUACCAUUGACAACUCACCAUUUCCUUCAAAUACCGCCACAUAGCAGCAGCGCCCUCUUCAUCAUCAACAUUUACAAUCCUCAAAUCGCAGCACCAGAUCCAGGAAAUCCCAGGAACUUUCCGACCAUGGCUAGUCCCAGCCUUUCACCUUCUGAUCAGUCGCACGUACUAUGCGUCGGGCUCGACCAAGGGGAUGACUAUCCAACCACUGGCAACAGCCCAGAGCCUCGCGAACUCAGCCCUAGUCCCACGUUCUCCAUGCUUCUGGACGAGAUAGCCUCCGAUAGCCAUAGCCUCACACCAUCUCCAUCUCCUCGAGCUGUUUCUGCUCCUACCGGAAUCGAGAAUCGGAUCGACUUCGACACUCCAAUCUCCCGCCGCUCUUUCAGCGAUCCGGGCCCCAGGUCUCCCUGCUACGUAUACGCUGGCGACUCAGACGUGGAUGAGCUGAAGCAUCCGAGCAGAAGCCCAGUCUUAGAGCGAGAGCUCAUCGAUGAAGCGCGGAACCCUAGUGCAGAAGAGGGGAUUGUUGAUGAGACUCUGACAAAGUGUGGCGCUUGGGAGAUCGAUGAAGUGGAAUCUGCACUUUCCGACGACGGUGACGCUGGGUCUGACUGCCUGAGUCUGUUGCUGGAAGUCGUAGAUCUUGAAGGUCAAGAUCGACCUGCGCGAGCGCCAUGCACUCCUGGAGAGCCACCAAUGAGAUCAAACAGAACCUGCUCCAUCGGUCCACCACCGACAAGCCCACUACCCCCAAUCCCACCAGCCUCAAAGCUCCCAACCCUCAUGGAGAGACCCAACUUGGAUGUUCUGAACUCCCUCCAGCGCAUGAUCGACGAAGCGCUAGUGGCUAUGUGGUCCUCAACAGACGGAGUCAAGCCCUCCAAAGCUCAGAACUGCGCAGGGAUCGACAUGUGGGAUCCUUCCGUUUGGGAAGCGGGCAAUGAGCUGACCGAUUCCAGCUAUGAUGACGUUGGUAAGAACGCCGUGGAUAAGCAUGCCGAGCCACACCCAGGCACGCUAGUACGCUCAUCGGCUCUGGCAAAGAAAGCGGAGUCACGCACUCCCAACACGAACCUCUUACAUGGAGAAGCUAAACCGUCGGCGCCGCAACCGGUCAGGGCCCCCCAGGAACGCUCACCACCCGAACAGAUAAAGCAUUCUAAAGAGUGGAACCCCGUAGAACCCGUCGAUUCUACGAGAAAAUCCCUUCACGAGCUGAGGGACAUGGCUAAGCCACGAGAGCUCGCCCAGUUGCUAUCCGGACGCAGGUUCAGUAUCAUGAACGGCUCAACUGGCGAAAUAUACAUAAAGAAUGUCCCCUAUCGAAUGCUGAACUAUUUUUGCGGGUUUGACGUUAUAAAUGGAUUAUUAUUAAAGGACGACGACGCGCCAAUUGCACUCGAAGUUCCAGACUCGAAUGCCGAGAAGGGCGGUGUUGCGAGGGUGGUUAGGUACAUGAAGAAGUGUUGCGCGCCACAGGGCACAAGACCGACCGGGGAGCUGAUGGUGCCACCGAGCCUGAAAGAGGGUAUUGAGACCGUUAGGGCGUGUAAGGUCCUGGGGCUGCCUGCAGAUGCCGAGCGCAUUCAGACUUACCUAGUCCGGGAGAAGAUCGCCAAAGGCCAGUCAAGCAUGGAGGAUGUUGGGCUGCUCUGGAAGGGAUACCGUGGGAGUUUGAGAGAGUCUGCAUUUGUGGAUGCGCUGGUGUGGUAUGUUCUGAAGACCUUUAUGACGGAUGAGUAUGCGCCGUUGAGAGAGAGACUAAGGCAAGAACUCGGCCGUGGGAAGUUCCGUGAGGAAACGAAGCAGGAGUUCCUAGAGAGAUGCGAGGCGGAAAGAAUGGGGGCGGGAGGGAGAAAAGAGAAGCAGAAGAGCGGGACUAGCGAGAAGGAGACACGCCGAGGCAGCCUGGACCCAAACGGCUCAUCUUCCAUUCCUCCUCCACCGCCGUUCAAAACAAGGAAGCCCAGCUCUGAGGACCAGAUAAGCGCGCUUGAGUUCCUCACGGAUGGGAGACGUAGCUAUAAACCAUCAGCGCGGCUGGAGAGGAUUGACGAGUGCCUUCCCGACUCGCUGGGCCCCUAUGCAAGGGUCGAGAGGACUUUUGCGAAGGCCCCUGAUCCGGCCAAAGGAAGCAACAAGCCUCUUCCUAGUCGGCCCAGUUUGGCUAGCCCACGGACCCGCUCAUCGCCCGUCAAUUAUCCAGCAUGGUCAAGGCAUCCAAGACCGAACGAUAGGUCUAAGCGGCCGGGAGUGGAACGAAGCAAGUCCAGCUCGCAUAUCCGGGGGUUUUCCUCUGAGCAUUCUGGAAGUGAACCAUCGAAACGACCUGAUAGUCUGAAGUUCAGGACAUCUAUAUGCUUGAAGGACGCGUGGGCAAAGGUCCAAGGAAAGUGACCGCAGAACGAGGAGGCGAUGGGUUCCAGUUUCGGCGUAUAGCUGGCGUGUUAAGUCUAUAGAGUUGAGAAAUCACAUAAACCCUAGCAGCCUUGAAUAGAUGCAUGGCCGUAGGAGCGACUAUACGCAG
Messenger RNA from Trematosphaeria pertusa, 2659 nucleotides. RefSeq lists its product as uncharacterized. The transcript has a single exon. The coding region runs from base 1 to 2529 and encodes 842 amino acids. The record is from RefSeq and is a predicted model, not a curated record. Lineage: Eukaryota; Fungi; Ascomycota; Dothideomycetes; Pleosporales; Trematosphaeriaceae.